Mycotypha africana is the source of this 1266-nucleotide messenger RNA. RefSeq lists its product as uncharacterized. The record is from RefSeq and is a predicted model, not a curated record. Gene Ontology annotation, biological process: positive regulation of transcription by RNA polymerase II; chromatin remodeling. NCBI's taxonomy places the organism in Eukaryota, Fungi, Mucoromycota, Mucoromycetes, Mucorales, Mycotyphaceae. Gene Ontology annotation, molecular function: protein binding; histone H3 acetyltransferase activity. Gene Ontology annotation, cellular component: histone acetyltransferase complex. Bases 1 to 1266 code for a protein of 421 amino acids. The transcript is spliced from 4 exons.
AUGGUACAGGAUGGUAGAGAUAAGACUGAACUGGUGCAUGACAAUACACUACAUGAGAUGGAUGAUUCAAAAACACUCCAUCAAACGAAUGGCCAUACUUUCAAAAUUGAUGACGAGGAGGAAGACAAUAGAGUGAGUGAGGAGGAAAAUGAUGAUAGUAUCAGGCAUACAGAUGUGGAGGAUCGACUGAAGGAGUAUAUGCCGAAAGUUAGAAAAGAGACGCCAGCUAUGAAAGAAGAAAAAGAGGGCUCCAUACGUGUACAAGCAGUCGUUAACGAUUGCGCACGGGAAAGCGUGAUGCUACUCACAGGACUAAAAAAUGUUUUUCAAAAGCAAUUGCCGAAAAUGCCUAAAGAAUAUAUUUCACGUUUGGUUUAUGACAGAAAUCAUUGUAGUAUAGCCUUAAUCCGUAACCCUAACAAAGUCAUUGGUGGUAUCUGCUACCGUCCUUUUGAUGCUCAAGAAUUUGCGGAAAUCGUCUUUUGUGCUGUAGCUUCUACUGAACAAGUCAAAGGCUACGGUUCUUUUAUUAUGAACCAUCUCAAAGACUACGUUUCCACUCAUACCCCCAUCAAACACUUUCUUACUUAUGCAGAUAAUUUUGCCGUGGGCUAUUUUCGAAAACAAGGCUUCACUACUGAAAUCACGUUGGAUAAACGGAAAUGGGUCGGUUACAUUAAAGAUUAUGAAGGUGGUACGAUCAUGCAAUGUACAAUGAUACCCAAAAUGAAAUAUAUGAAUAUGUAUGAUACGUUAGCCAUCCAAAAAAAUGCAGUGUUGAAAAAGAUAAAAGAGAAUGCAACGGAUCAUAUUGUAUAUCCCGGUGUUUCUAUGGAGAUUGGCAACAAAGGGAAACGAUCUAUUGAUCCACUGACAGUGCCGGGUAUUAAAGAAUCAGGAUGGACACCGGAAAUGGAUAUUCUGUCGAAUAAGCCACGGCACGCUCCACAUUACAAUCAAAUGCUUCAUAUAGUAGAAGAAAUGCAAAACUUUACAGAUGCCUGGCCGUUCCUCGAGCCUGUCAAUAUAGAAGAAGUAGCUGAUUAUUAUGACAUUAUCAAAGAGCCAAUGGAUCUUGCUACGUUAGAAGAAAACGUAAAGAAUGACGCCUAUCCAAAGUGGGAAGACUUUAUAAAAGAUACGCGCAAGAUUUUCGAUAAUUGCCGAGUUUAUAACGCUGAAGACACAGAGUAUGCUAAAUGUGCAGCAAGACUAGAAAAGUUUUUCAAUGAUAAACUACGUACUGCCAAGAGAAAAUCUUCCUGA